This is a messenger RNA of Papilio polytes (common Mormon), 556 nucleotides long. RefSeq lists its product as uncharacterized. NCBI's taxonomy places the organism in Eukaryota, Metazoa, Arthropoda, Insecta, Lepidoptera, Papilionidae. The transcript has 4 exons. The record is from RefSeq and is a predicted model, not a curated record. The coding region runs from base 74 to 535 and encodes 153 amino acids.
GUCAAAAUGACAAUUUUAUAAAUUGAAACAGUAUUUUUAUGUAAACGUAUAUUUAUAAAUUAUUUGUUAUACAAUGACUGCUUUGGGAGAUCUUCCUGAAGUGAUGUCGUUUUUUGGUACCGAUCUCAAAACAGGAUCGUUGAUAAUCGCAGCACUUGGCAUUGUUCAUCCAAUGGCAUUUGGUUGUUCGUUUUUUAUGCCACUGAGCUACUUGCUCGUCACAAUUUGGCUGCUCGUUGCCUGCUACUUCGCAGCUAGUGUCUGUUUGUUUUUUGGUCUUAAUACGAGUGAUUCAUUUCUGAUCGCACUCUGGAUAUGGUACGCGGUUAUCUUCGUGGUGGUGAUGUUGAUGAUGAUGAUUCUGCUCGCCCUCGUGUACACAUCACGUCGGCAGAGGAGUAGAGUGUUAGUUGUUAUACUGGGAAUGCUCUGGUAUAUACUAACAGUAUAUUUCAUCCUGGUAGUGAACAGUCAUCGAAAUACCUUGUUAAAAGAACAUAGUUUAGAUGAAAAAAUUACUGAUAAGAAGUUUUAAAAUAUAUUAUAUUUUUGAAAU